Molecule: messenger RNA, 1471 nt
Organism: Lotus japonicus
Lineage: Eukaryota; Viridiplantae; Streptophyta; Magnoliopsida; Fabales; Fabaceae
Product: probable serine/threonine-protein kinase At1g09600
Exons: 6
Biological process (GO): positive regulation of transcription elongation by RNA polymerase II; protein phosphorylation
Cellular component (GO): cyclin-dependent protein kinase holoenzyme complex; nucleus
Molecular function (GO): cyclin-dependent protein serine/threonine kinase activity; RNA polymerase II CTD heptapeptide repeat kinase activity; ATP binding
Source: RefSeq, a predicted model, not a curated record
CUCACAUAUCACAUAAGUAUUCCGUUGACAAGCCGUGUAGUAACUCUGUGGUAUAGACCACCUGAACUUCUACUCGGAGCUAAUCGUUAUGGGGUUGCAGUAGAUUUAUGGAGCACUGGUUGCAUACUGGGGGAACUAUAUGCUGGCAGACCCAUUUUGCCGGGCAAAACAGAGGUUGAGCAGUUGCAUCGGAUUUUUAAACUCUGUGGCUCACCAUCUGACGACUAUUGGCUUAAAUCGCGGUUGCCACAUUCAACUGUAUUCAAGCCUCCACACCAUUAUAGGCGAUGUAUUACUGAGACAUUUAAGGAAUACCCAUCUACUGCUGUUAAGCUUAUAGAGACCCUACUUUCUGUAGAUCCAGCACAAAGAGGAACAGCAGCUGCUGCUCUGAAAAGCGAGUUCUUUACAUCAGAGCCUCUCCCUUGUGAUCCAUCAAGUUUACCAAAAUAUCCUCCCAGCAAGGAGAUUGACUCUAAAUUGCGGGAUGAAUCAACCAGAAGGCAAGGAGCUGUUGGUGAAAGGGAGCAAAAGGUUGGCUCAGGGGUUAGACAAGAAAAAGGACCUAGGGCCCAUGUCACAACAAAAGGCAAUGUUGACAUAGGCGCAUCAAUACAGCAAGCGCAACGUCAUUCCAGCUCAAAUCACCGGAGUGAAUUGUCCUACCCUCAUAGAGGACCUGUGUCUGGGUUUCUGGGUGUCGCCCACAAACAGUCAGAAGAUGUUAAAGAAAUGGGAAAUAAUUCAUCUGGGCAUCUUUUCAAGAGGCCUUCACAUUCAGGUCCUUUGGUUCCUGGUUAUGGCUGGGCAAAGGGUGCAAAGGAAGUUGAUGAUGGACCUCCAGUUUCGAACAGAGUGAACCUAUCGAAACUAUCUGGGCUUGUGGCAUCUAGGACUUCAUUGCCUGAAGAUCAGGGGGAAAAACCAGCUCACUUGCACCACAGAAAACCAGUUGAAGUAAGAAAAUCCGUGGAGGCAACUAGUGGAUCAGAGUCACGAAGAAGGCACGAUCAAAAACGGAUUGUUGAUCAAAGUCAAAUUGACAAUCGGAGGGUCCCCGCUGAAAAAUCAACUCCGGAUGGGCGUGGAUCCAGUGCGUCUGGAGGAAACAAGAUAUACAUGUCAGGUCCGUUACUCGUUUCGUCGAACAAUAUGGAUCAGAUGCUCAAAGAGCAUGAUAGAAAGAUUCAGGAGUUUUCAAGACGAGCCAGAAUCGACAAAUCAAGAACAAAAGGUGAGAAAGUUCGUGCACAGAGAAAGUAGUCAAGCUACUUUAAGCAUAUCUGCUUACAUAUUUUUAUGAACAGUAUUUAUUUAUCUCUCAAAACAAGUGGGGAGAGGAAGAAGAGUGCAUUUACUCUUACUGUAGUAUAUGUCAUGUAAAUUGCAGGCUCUAGAAGAAGAAUUUUAUGUUGCUUCUGCUCCUUUUUACCCUUAUAUAUAAAAAAAAUAUAAGCAAUUUAAUUUAUCA